Messenger RNA from Wyeomyia smithii (pitcher-plant mosquito), 4205 nucleotides. Its product is annotated as pancreatic triacylglycerol lipase-like. Gene Ontology annotation, molecular function: triacylglycerol lipase activity. Gene Ontology annotation, biological process: lipid metabolic process. The record is from RefSeq and is a predicted model, not a curated record. The transcript has 7 exons. The coding region runs from base 837 to 2513 and encodes 558 amino acids. NCBI's taxonomy places the organism in Eukaryota, Metazoa, Arthropoda, Insecta, Diptera, Culicidae.
UGCUAGCAAGAGAGCACGCACUGAGUGCUGCAUUACGAGUUUCUGUGCGCGCGUGCGUUUCGAGUAUUACUUCCAUUCCAUCACCAGUCAUCGGUUCCAAUUGCACCACGUUCCGUGGCGGCGGCAGCGGUAGCUUUAUAGCAGUCGCACAAAGGUUGGUCAAUCGAUCGAUUCCAGUGAACGCGAAGUAAAAAAAGAUUGCAUCUGCCGCGAUUGCACAUAUGAGCACCAACGGGGCCCCGCAAAGUUUGGUACCGCGUGAGACGAUUCGAAAUUCGGCAAAGAAGUGCGCAACUUUGUGACGACGCGGUCCACGACGAAUGUGUUCACGUGCGGGUGCUUCGCGAGUGUGUUUUCCUGAGUGAAAUGUCCAAAAAAAUGACCUUAAAAUAGUUUAUUCAAUUAUCAGUCAGAUUUGGUGAAUGCUUGGAACUGAACUUAGGAGCUUAUUGAAGCAGUGAUUGUUUUGUGCCAUUUUUUUGAAAAGUGCAACCCUCUGGAAGAAGAAUUAUCCUCACACAAAAUAAAAUCGUGACCUGUCAAUUAGCAAGUGAACACACAGAAAGUGAAUUUUGUGUUUUAACGGUGCAACACGGUGUAGAUAGGGAAAACUUUCUGCACAAGCAACAUCGACACAUCAUCAGUGACCGCAGACGUCACCAGCACGAGACGGAGGAAGUGACGGACGCGAGGGGCGACCAGUUUAGCUUUUCAGACACAAUUUAUUGGAUAGAAAGAGUGUGCAUAGGGAAACAGGCCAAAGACUGGCUCACUCGACGGCAGCAAGCAGAAAACGUCAGCUUUGAUGCAUAUUUUUGCAAUCAAACGCCGCAACGAUGUUGGGCUAUCUCGCUGCAUCAUUGUUAGUUAUAAGCACCAUCUACUGGAUCGAUCCGAGUAGCGCGGGCCCGCUGGAUGCGCUGAGCUGGGCCCGGAUGGACAAUAUCAACCUGCCAUGGUUGCCAUAUGAAAACAUGACCCGUUGUUACGGCGAACUAGGCUGCUUGAACAUCACCAAAGAAUGGUACCACCUGAUUUUCCGGCCGUUCAAUGUCUUUCCGUUGCCGCGCAGCGUAAUCAACACCCGGUUCAUCCUGUACACGGAGAAAAAUCCGACCGACGGACAGCUGCUACAGGCGGAAGUGAAAGACUCCAUCAUGAAGAGCAACUUCCGAUCCGACUGGGCAACGAAGUUUAUCAUUCACGGUUUUAUCGAUACUCCACUGUCGAACUGGGUUUCGGAGAUGCGGGACGAGUUGAUUACUCGCGGUGCACUGAAUGUGAUUGUGGUGGACUGGGCCGGAGGUUCACUGCCGCUUUACACGCAGGCCACAGCCAACACGAGACUGGUAGGGUUAGAGAUAGCUUAUCUCAUAAAUAAGCUGUCGGAGUACAAAGGAUUGCAACCGGAAGACGUCCACCUAAUUGGACACUCACUUGGUGCCCAUACGGCAGGGUAUGCUGCAGAGAGGAUACCUGGUUUGGGACGAAUAACAGGUCUUGAUCCUGCUGAACCGUUUUUCCAGGGCAUGGAUCCAAUCGUGCGGCUAGACCCCUCGGAUGCUACUCUGGUAGACGUGAUCCAUACGGACGGACGGAGCGUCUUCCGUUUGGAGAUUCCCGGGUACGGAAUGUCACAUACUUGUGGUCAUCUGGAUUUCUAUCCAAACAACGGCAAAGAACAACCUGGUUGCGCUCUCUCACAGGAAGGAGCUGCCACGAUUCCACUGACGCUGAUCAAGGAUGGCAUCGAGGAAGCAUCUCGUGUUCUACUCGCAUGUAAUCACAUUAGAGCAAUCAAACUGUUUAUCGAUAGUAUCAAUGGCAAAUGUCCAUAUGUUGCUCAUCGCUGUCCAUCCUAUCAACACUUUUUGAGCGGGAAUUGCUUCAAGUGUACCUCGGGAAACUGCGCUCUAAUGGGUUAUCAUGCAUCACUUCCUAUUACCACCACACGGCAGAACAUUUCCGAGAACGAUAUCGCCUCAGGAUCAUCAUCAUCGAUUCCGGUUGCUCCCCAGCCAGGCAAAUAUUUCUUGGCAACGGGUCGAGAUUUCCCCUUCUGUCAGCGUCACUAUCGGUUCACCAUAGAAUUGGCUAAACCAAAAUCAGCUGAAACAUGGGUCCAGGGACACUUGACGGCGGGAAUUUUCUCCGAACGGGGUGCCAUCCGAAGUAUGGACCUCACACCGAAGGGAACGGCGCGAUUCGAGCACGGAACUGUCUACCAGGUGGUGAUAACAAACCCACACGAUUUGGGCGAUCGAAUCCGGAAAGUCGAACUCUCCUGGACGCACGACAUGAACGUCCUGGAGCCGACGACGCUGUGCCUUCUAUGGUGCAACAAUCAUCUCUACGUCAAAUCGAUCCAGGUCGAAACCAUGCAGAUGCCAUCCCGGGAGAAACGGAACACGGAGUAUUCCAACAAGCUUUGCGCACAAAAGCGCGAAUUUGCCGACAUUGCCAGCCGUGGGAGUUAUUCGUUCUACGACAACUGUAAACGUCCAACCUCGUAAUACUAGAAAAAAAAGAAAAAGUGUUCACCUUGUCCGAAGUAACCAUCGAAUCGAUUCAAAUCGACUGGAAGGAGAGAGAGAUUAUAUUUGUUGUUUUAUUUCAGCAUCCUGACUAACCGCAAUAUCAUGUAUUAUUCUAAUAGUUUUAGUGCCUAAGAACCCAGUUACGGAUCCAUUCGCUAUUGUUACCAAGUGUCACGAGAUUUCAGUCAAUCGGUUUUAUUUUUGUUUAUCCUCAAGCUUUUGUAGACAAGAAUGGAUGCUUGACAUGUGAAUUCCUUACAAUUACAGCUACUUUUGUUUCCUAUGAAUGUUUUGAGCAAAGUAUGUCCAAUUCAAGUAUGAAUGUAAGAAGCAUGUAUGAAGUUGGAUGGAAACCAAUUUGAGUCAUUUUACUUUCCUCGUUAGUAGAUAGAGAUCAUAUUAUUAACAAAAAAAUAAGAAAAAAAGAAAACCACGUGUUCCCUAAAACUGUAAACACUAUUCGAUUGUACAAAUUUAGAACGCAGCCAGCGAGCGAGAAGUAGCCGAUUACCGCGUGAUUUUAUAAUUUUGUAGCCUUUAAGAUUAUUUCUGUGAAAUUUACACGAUUUCUCCCCCAGAACUUGAAAAGUUUACCUGUUGUUAUGGUUAAAUUUUCAGCCUUUUGCUCAAGAGCACAACCCUGUUCAGUGAGAAAACUACGACACUUUACAGAAGUGGAAUAUGUAUUAAUUACGUGCUUCCAUGGCCUUACUUUUUAAUCGCAGUGGGCUGGAAGAUUUGUUCCCUGCUUUUAGUAGUGUUUUUUUUUUUUUUUGUUUUCAAUUACUGAUUAUCCCUCUGAUUGUCAAUGUUUGUGAAUUUACAGUGCCUUUUCUUGGAGUUUAAAAUCAAACCAAAGUAAGUAUCUUGACGAUGCAACAUUAUGGUGAUCUACAUUUCAGGGCCGGCGGUUCAUGUGGGUAGUAGUACCCACAUGUCUCUGUGGGAACUUACCCACACGGAACUAACCCCCUCCGUUGCAUACUACCCACUCGGGAAAUUAUUGUGACGCCGGCCCUGCUACAUUUUACUUAGAAAAGCGACGACGAAACAAGUAAAUACUCAAAAUUGUCUAACAAAUGCAUAAAGAUAUUUAAUUGAAAAACUUUUACCCCGAUCACGUCACUUAAAUUCUAAUUAUCCUACCAGAAACAAAUACGAAAAAUGUUUCCUCCGCAACAAAAGUUUAGGUACCCUAGUAGAAAUAUUUUCGGCAGCUUUUUGUGUUUUUUUUUUAAAUUAUAAUGCUAAGAGCAAGUUCACGAACUAAAACCAUACCACCCUCUAGAAUCUCCCAACUCGUUAAAAAAAUUUUAUGCGCAAUAGAAGUCAUCAAUAGCUAGAAAAAAUAGAACGCCCGAUGUUUUUGAGAGAAAUGUACAAACAAACAAGUUAAAUCGUGAGUUUUGUAUGACAAAACCAUUUCUCAGAACAAGGCAUGAUAUUAAAUUGAAAAACACAUUGAAAAAAACUAGUUUUUGAAUGUUCUAUUUGACAAAUCAAUUUUCUUACAACGAACAGGUUCUCUACGCCCUUUUUCAAAUCAUUCUGGAGAGAAAAAAUAUAAUUUAAUUUGUUUUUUUUUUUUAUAAGUUGACAAUAAAUUUCGUUCUACAAAUAUUAGCUAAGAGAUGUGAUACAAUUUGAAGUAAAUAAAUAAAUGAAACA